This is a messenger RNA of Mytilus californianus (California mussel), 1804 nucleotides long. RefSeq names its product peroxiredoxin-1-like. Gene Ontology annotation, biological process: removal of superoxide radicals; cell redox homeostasis; response to oxidative stress. Bases 177 to 770 code for a protein of 197 amino acids. Lineage: Eukaryota; Metazoa; Mollusca; Bivalvia; Mytilida; Mytilidae. The record is from RefSeq and is a predicted model, not a curated record. Gene Ontology annotation, cellular component: cytosol. The transcript has 7 exons. Gene Ontology annotation, molecular function: thioredoxin peroxidase activity.
AAAUUUACUGUAAAAUGAAAAUGAAAUUCUGGACUGGGAACCAGAACCACUUUCGUUUUUGCGCAGCACGUGUGGAAAUAACCGGCUUCUAGAACAAUCGACCUGAAAGCUAUUCAAGGACAUUCACUGCUGUUUCUUUUGAAUUAUUUUCAGGAGGAAAUUAAUCUCAAAACACCAUGUCUCAGCUGAAACUCACUAAGCCAGCACCAGAAUUCAGAGGAACUGCUGUGGUCAAUGGGGAAUUUAAAGACAUUUCACUGGCAGAUUAUCGAGGGAAAUAUGUUGUAUUCUUCUUUUAUCCAUUAGAUUUUACAUUUGUUUGUCCAACAGAAAUAAUAGCAUUCAGUGAUCGAGCAGAAGAAUUCCGUUCCAUAAACUGUGAAGUAGUAGCUUGUUCAGUUGACAGUCAUUUUUCACAUUUAGCAUGGGUAAACACUCCACGAAAGCAAGGUGGACUGGGAAACAUGAAAAUUCCUCUCCUCUCAGACAUAACAAAAGAAAUCAGUAAAUCAUAUAAUGUAUUGAAGGAAGAUGAAGGAAUUGCUUUUAGAGGAUUAUUCGUAAUUGAUGACAAAGGAAAUUUACGACAGAUGACAGUAAAUGAUCUUCCAGUAGGAAGAUCAGUUGAUGAAACUUUACGUCUUGUACAAGCUUUCCAGUUUACUGAUAAACAUGGAGAAGUAUGUCCAGCAGGCUGGAAGCCAGGAUCAGACACAAUGAAGCCAGACCCUAAGGGAAGUCAGGAAUACUUUGGAAAACAUUCCAAGUAACACAACAAAAAUGUCAGCCAAAAUACUCAAAUCUAUUGCAGUUGGUGGAUUUUCAUGUCUCUAUAAAUAUCAUUUGAUGUUCUGUAUUGUGUAUUUAGUGUUGUUAAGCAUUUAAAUUCAAAUUUUGAUAACAUUUGAUGGUUUUACACUUCAGAUAUUGUUAAUAUAUAAGAAUAUUAACAUUUAAAAGUUAGAAAUAUUUGAAAAUUUAUUUGCUUUAUUUAUCAUGAAAAGAACGAUAACUGCUGGUAAAAAAGUUAAUUUUUAUUUUUUAUUUUUCAUUCACUGACGUGCACAUGGUUGAUUUGGAUUUAUUUUAAAUUGCAUAGAUACUCAAAAUUUAUUACUUUAGAUCAUUAUGAAUACAGAUUUUUAAAUUUAAAUUUGUACUUAAAAUUAUAAAAAACUAUUUAAGAUAAAACAAAAUUUUUCAGGAUUCAGUCUAUUUUUGGUGAAUAAGUAUUUUUGAAUUGACUUUACAGUCUAAUAUGAGUGCUCAAAUCAAGUGUUAUAUUGUUAGAUGUGUAAUAGUUUUACAAUUGUUACUUAAAGAACUUAAUCAAUACAGAAUUUCAUUGUUCUGUCUACAAUUGUAUUGUUAAAUUAUACAAAACUGAAAGCAUUCUACUAAUUAUGCUUCAAAAAGAAUUAUCUUGGUCUAGAUGUUAUAAAUGAGGUCAUUCUAUUUUUUAGAAUAAGCUUAUAGAAACAUAUUAAAGAAGAAAUCAGUAUGAUUAAUAGGAAUAUGUAUUCCAUGAAUUGUUUAACAUACUGUGCUUGUGUAAUUGAACAGUAUUUUCUAGAUUAUUCACAUACAUGAACCUAGUUAUAUGAACCAGAAAACAAGGACAUUUAAAAUGUAAAAAUACUAAUUUAUCAAAAUGUUUUAAAAAGAAAUUUUGAAAUUUUGAAAAUUUUCAGGCCAUAUUAUAGUCCAAGUCUGGUUUAUCAUAAAGAAGUUUCUGUGUUCAUAAUUUUUGUAUAGUCCCUCCGUUGUCUUUAACAAAGUAAAAACAAAGCUAUACAUUGUUGAA